Molecule: messenger RNA, 1557 nt
Organism: Paramecium pentaurelia
Lineage: Eukaryota; Ciliophora; Oligohymenophorea; Peniculida; Parameciidae
Source: the annotation of a GenBank genome assembly
AUGAUUUGUUACAUAUGUUUAGCUGGCCUAGCAAUCUUCCUAUAUGUAUAUGUCAUACAUAUAUAUGCUAAAUUGUUGUUUUUAAAAUUGAAACAUGGAAAAGAUUGUUAGAUUUCCUUUCUCCCUUUAUUUGGUGAUUACUUUUAUUUGACAAAAUCUUUUAAAAAAUACGGUGAUGCUACAGAGAUCUUUAAAUAAAGAUAUUAAAACAAUCCAAACAUCAAAUUUGUUGCUUCUAAUAUUUUGAAUAAAGUAUUCCUUUUUGUUCAUGACCCUGAAUAUUACAAAUCAAUUCUUGUGAAUCAUGAAAACUAUACCAAAGUUGAAAUUCUAUAUCAUCCGUAAAAAAUUAAUUAUAAUUUUAGCAAAUUAUCAUCAACCUCAAUAUUAUUUGGUGAACCUUAAAAAGUUAAAUAAUAAAGAAAUUUAUUAGGAGAAGCAUUUACAUUUGAAAAGUUGAAAUAAAGAACGCCAAUAAUAAAUUAAGUUUUACUAGAAAAAUUAGAAAAGGAUGAUAAAACAAAUAUAUUAGACUUUUUAACUAAAACAUCAAGUGAUAUAAUAAUUAAAACUUUCUUUUGUAAAGAAUUAUAAGACAUUAUAGUCUAAGGUAAUGAUAUCACUACAGAAAUGAUUGAUUUAAUAACAGAAUUAGGAAAUAUGCAAAUGAAUGAUUUCUAUGUAAGUAUUAAGUUAGCAUUAAUGGGAAGAAAGGCUUUUGGUUUUUUACCAUCAAAAAAAGAAAAAUUAUUAGAUGCUCGUAUAGAUAGAUUAAUAGAUGAUACUUUAAUGCCAAUUAUUAAAAAUAAGAUUGCUAAUUAUAAACCUAACUAAAAUUAAGAUUUUAUAGAUCUUUAUAUUCAUGCAUAUCUUAAUUAAAAACCUAAUGAACCUAAAAUUACUGAAUUAGAAUUAUGUUAAUUAUUUGUUUCAAUUGUUUCAGCAGGAACUGAUACAUCAUCUCAUCAAAUUGCUAUAACACUAUAUUAUUUAGGUAUUGAAAGGUAAGCAUAAGAAGAGAUUAGAUAAGAAAUCUUUAAUGUAGUAGGGAAUGAAGUGGAGAUUCAACCAUAACAUUUAGGUAAGUUAGUACUAUUGAAUGCUUUUAUUUAGGAAGCAUUUAGAAUGAAAAGUACUGUUAUUCAACCAUUAACUAGAAUAGCAAAAGAAACCCAUUAUAUUAAAAAUUUGAAAAUUGAGAAAGGUAUAUUUAAUUAAUAAUAAUUUAUAUUAGGUACAUAUGUAUCUGCUUUUACUACUGCUCCUAGUUGGAAUGAUAAAUAUUUUGAUGAUUCAAAUAAAUUUGAUUAUAAAAGAUGGUUAAAUUAGAGACCAAUUAAGGAAGAUAAUGGUUAUGUAUUUGUACCUUUUUCUGCUGGUGGAAGAAAUUGUAUUGGAUAACACAUGGCUAUGAUGACUAUGAAGAUUAUGAUUGGUCAAAUCUUAAGAAAAUAUGAUGUCACAGUAGAUACAAGUGUUUAAGUAACAUUCCCUUUAGUAUUAUUUAUUUAAUAUUCCCCCAAAAAUCUAGUUAAAUUGGUAAAGCGUAAGCAAUGA